Zerene cesonia (dogface butterfly) is the source of this 1443-nucleotide messenger RNA. RefSeq names its product prostatic acid phosphatase-like. The record is from RefSeq and is a predicted model, not a curated record. The coding region runs from base 141 to 1325 and encodes 394 amino acids. NCBI's taxonomy places the organism in Eukaryota, Metazoa, Arthropoda, Insecta, Lepidoptera, Pieridae. Gene Ontology annotation, molecular function: phosphatase activity. The transcript has 7 exons. Gene Ontology annotation, biological process: dephosphorylation.
UCGGCCCUCUUCAAUGUCCCUGUCUAGAUAUAAACUAUACGGUGGCUCAGAGCAUGGCAGUCGAAAUCGACUCGCGGUAGCGCGUGCUACCUAGUCGAUUAUUUUAUUGUUAUAUAGACAUCUUUUUUUUUAUUUACAUCAUGGGCACUUUGAUGGUGUUCGGUUUGUUGUUGGUAGCCGUGUUGUGUAACGAGCUGAGGCCAGAGCUUCCUUUAGAAGCGGCUGCGGAGGUCGAUAACAAAGUGGACGUAGUAGACAAUGGCUUGGCGAACACUGAUCUGUUGAUGGCUUUUGUGGUUUUUAGACACGGUGACCGAACGCCGGAUCAGGAAGAGCUAGACAAAUUUCCUUCUGAUCAACACUAUGAUAAUAUAUUCUUUCCUUACGGAAAGAAAGCGCUUACAAACAAAGGGAAGCAGCGCGGAUAUCAAGUCGGGGAGUAUUUGAGGAAACGUUACAACAAUCUAAUCUCUAGUCUUUAUUUACCCGAUGAGACACAUAUUCAGACGACAGAUUUCGCGCGCACUAAAAUGACCGUUUUGACUGCAUUGGCUGCUCUGUUUCCACCACCACCGGCGCAAAGGUGGAAUCCUACCCUUAACUGGCAACCAGUUCCAUACGAUACACCUGCAUAUGAAGAUGACGAUUUCAUGUAUUAUUACAAUUGUCCACGAUAUCUGCAAUUACGGGAUAAAGUUUACGCUUCGGCUGAAAUCCAGAACAGGAUGAUACCAUACGAAGGACUCUACAAAUAUUUGAGCAUUAAAACUAAAACCAACAUUACGACACUGGAAGAUGUUUUUUAUUUAGACAAUCUAUUUCAAACUCUGGAAAAUGUCGGAGUACAUCCACCGCAAUGGGCGAUAGACGUUAUGCCGAAGAUAAAAGAGGUAACAAAAAUCGAAUACGCUGCCGAGUUUUAUAACAGCGAAAUGAUACGAUUAGCUGCAGGAGUAUUGCUCGAGAAAAUAGUGAAUGUAACGCGUGCGGCUAUAGCUGGAGAAAAAGAUUUACCUAAACUGUGGUUGUUCUCGGCUCAUGAGAACAACGUAGCAGCUCUGAUGUCCGCUGCCCGAGUGUUCAGACCGCACCAGCCAAAAUAUGGUUCUACUAUAUCACUUGAAUUGAGAAAACGUCGAUUAACCGGCCAAUAUGGAUUUACGGUCGUAUACUCUGCCGACGCUGGAGGUCCUGGAGCAAUAUUACCGAUAUCGGGCUGUGGCGGGCUACCCUUGUGCGACUACGAUACAUUCCUCUCACUCACACGUGAAUUCGUUCUGUCUCAUAGUGAAUACAAGAAACAAUGCUCUACUCCCGUCACUUAAGAGUCAAAAUCGAAGGAAACAAAAUUUCCAAUGAUUUGUGGGUGUAGAUGUAGACUGAAUAAAUAUGAAAUGUAGGUUAAAGUCAGAUUUUCGAUAUUAAAUUGGCUGUGAUAUAAUA